CAUUCAGGAGCAUUAGCAUCACAUGAUCAAUUGUUAGUGAACUUUAGCCCACGAUCCAGCUUUGAACAUUGUUAUCUCCUAGAGCCAAGGUGUUUAGACAAUCAAGGAAACCUUGGACACCUCAGAAUAUCUCCAACAAUGGGAAAAUAUCCGAUUAAGAUUGGAAUAAUCGGUGGAUCAGGCCUGGAAGACCUCGCCAAGCGGGUCCUAACGGAUCCCACCAUAAUAGAAAAAGACCAAGUUCAAAAUGAUUUUGGUGUUCCAAGUGACAAGAUUUACCUUGGAAAUAUUUCAGGAGUGCCAGUGGCCUUGCUAUCUAGACAUGGACCCGGUCACAGAGUGAGUCCGACGACCGUCAAUUACCGUGCGAAUCUAGAAGCUUUGAAAUCGCUGGGCUGCACGCAUAUCCUGGCGUCGACGGCCUGUGGAUCUCUGUCCGAGUCAAUCGGUCGUGGGCAGUUGGUCAUCCCCGACAGCUUUAUAGAUCGCACCAAUAGUCGAAAGGGAACGUUCUUCGAUGGAACUUCGUCCAAGUACCCGGGGGUCUGUCACGUCCCGAUGGAGCCAGCCUUCCACCCAGCCACCGCCGAGGCUCUAGCGCAGGCCGGAAAAGCCCUAGGGCAGUCAGUGAAGACAGGAGGAACGAUUGUCUCCAUCGAGGGGCCAAGAUUCUCCUCCAAGGCGGAGAGCAAAGCCUGGCGGUUGUGGGGUGGUGACCUCAUCAAUAUGACUACCUGCCCUGAGGUGUGUCUAGCUAAAGAAGCUGGCCUUCUGUACGCAGCAGUUGCUAUGGCGACGGACUAUGAUUGUUGGCGAGAGUCCGAGAAAAACGUUUGUGCAGCUGACGUAAUGGAAGUUUUCCAACAAAAUGUCUCCAAAGUGACGGAACUGAUCGUUCGUGCUAUUGAAAUUAUCAGGGACAUGGAGUGGGAUGAACAUAUCGAUGAUUUAAAGAACUUGAUCGAGAGUGGGAAUGUCUCAGCAAAAGACUGAAAUCACAUCAACGAACGUUGAUGUGAUUUCACAACAUAAAAUUGCUACAAUCAUUUAUUCCAUCUUAUCAUCAUUCCCAGAAAUAAAAGAGAUUUGCAAUAUAA
Diachasmimorpha longicaudata is the source of this 1097-nucleotide messenger RNA. Its product is annotated as S-methyl-5'-thioadenosine phosphorylase. Gene Ontology annotation, biological process: nucleoside metabolic process. The transcript has 5 exons. Bases 139 to 993 code for a protein of 284 amino acids. NCBI's taxonomy places the organism in Eukaryota, Metazoa, Arthropoda, Insecta, Hymenoptera, Braconidae. Gene Ontology annotation, molecular function: S-methyl-5-thioadenosine phosphorylase activity. The record is from RefSeq and is a predicted model, not a curated record. Gene Ontology annotation, cellular component: cytosol.